Messenger RNA from Cladocopium goreaui, 764 nucleotides. The record is from the annotation of a GenBank genome assembly. Lineage: Eukaryota; Dinophyceae; Suessiales; Symbiodiniaceae.
GGAGAAGUGUGCUGAAUGCAACCAUGGUCGACAUGGACUAUGAGGUCACCAGAUUCGCCUCAGAAUGGAUGCCCCAGUUGGCGAACGGCAGUUUUCAGGACCCCCGCUUGCACCUGGUAACAGGUGAUGCCAUGCAGUACCUCCAGGAGCUUCCAAAGGACCAUACCUUUGAUGUCAUAAUCCUGGAUUUCCCAGAUGUGGCCGAUAGCCGGGCUUUGGAGAAGCUUUACAGUGUCGAUUUCUACCGCCUUUGUCGUGAACAUAUGCAUGAAAAGAGUGUUUUAGUGGCCCAGACUGGCCCCUGCACGCACAUGAACCGCGCUGGUUUUCGGGCUUCGUGCAACAUGUUGGAGCAUUUCAUUUUGCCCAGCAUCGUCAAGGUCUUCCAGGAAGUAGAUGUGUUGCUUCACCCCAUGGCAACUUGGAAAGUGGACAGGAGUAUCUCCUCAGAGUGGUCCAGCUUCACCAUGGCGAGGCUGGCCGAAUUCGAGCCGCUGGAUGUGUCCCAGGAAUCCUGGAGGAAGCACAUCGAUGGAGAGUUGAGGUACUACAGCGGAGCGCGGCAUGUGGCGGCACUUCACCAUCCAAGGCCCAUGGUGAAUCGUUUGUUGACGUUGCGUGGCAAGGCGCCCUUGCCUGGUACUUCACCGCUGCGGCAAGCUGCCGCGGAGUUGUGAGCAGAGCUGGAUUGGAUGGCGAGAAUUUCGCGGAAGUUCGCGUGUUUUCAAUAUCGCAUACCCUCUGGUAAACUAACGUAACUAUGG